Molecule: messenger RNA, 991 nt
Organism: Eubalaena glacialis (North Atlantic right whale)
Lineage: Eukaryota; Metazoa; Chordata; Mammalia; Artiodactyla; Balaenidae
Gene: SYCE1L
Product: synaptonemal complex central element protein 1 like
Biological process (GO): synaptonemal complex assembly
Cellular component (GO): synaptonemal complex
Source: RefSeq, a predicted model, not a curated record
AUGGCGGGGAAGUUGGAACCUUCGGAAGUGGCGCCGCUGGAAGUCCUUGAGGAGGCUGAAGGUCAGACCAAGUCUUCAAAGAAGACUGAAGAGUUGCUGGAAAUGGUGAAGAAGCUGCAGAAAGAGGGAAGCCUGGAGCCACAGGUCGAAGACCUGAUUAACCGGAUUAAUGAGCUUCAGCAAGCAAAGAAGAAAUCCGGCGAGGAACUGGGAGAAGCCCAAGCUCUCUGGGAGGCCCUGCGUAGGGACCUGGACUCCUUGAAUGGAGAGAAAGUGCACCUGGAAGAGGUUUUGAGCAAAAAGCAAGAGGCACUGCGGACCCUCCAGCUGCACUGCCAAAGGAAGGGAAGUGAGGCUCAGAGGAAGUACAUGCUGGCAGGGCACGUGGAGCACAUUUCUAUCCACAACUCUCAGACCACAGAGAGUCAAGGACAGAGGAAGCCGGGGUUGCACGUGGAAGAACGGCUGGAGGAUUUGACAGGCCAGCACAAGGACCCCUGGGAAUUUCACAUGCUGAAGCAGCGACUGGCCCGGGAGAUCCGUGCCCUGCAGAGCAGCAAGGAGCAGCUGCUCACCGAAGAGAGGCAGGCGCGGGCCAAGCUGGAGACGGUGGAGCGGCGGCUGCGCUCGCCGCCCGAGGUCCAGAGCGCCCCGGCAGAGAAAGACGGGCUGAAGGCGGAGCUGGAGAAACUCGGGGGGCAGGUCCCCGCCCAGACCCAGACCACCCGAGAGGACCGGGCCGGAGAGGUAGAGAGCCCGGCAUGGAGGCCAGACGGGCCGAGACAGAGCGGGCGGGAUGUCCCCGGAGCCCCUCUGAGAGGGGGGUGUGCGGGUGCAGGGCGUCCUCGGGGGGGCGGGGACAGGGAAAGGGCGGCGCGGGCCAGCGUGGUAGGGCGUCAGGGCCCCAGAGCCUGACUCCCAGCCCCCGCAGGCCGGCCGCCAGCUCCCCAGCGAGGGCGACCUGGCGCCGCCGGCGGAGCUGGCCCUGACG